Molecule: messenger RNA, 2631 nt
Organism: Cydia splendana
Lineage: Eukaryota; Metazoa; Arthropoda; Insecta; Lepidoptera; Tortricidae
Gene: dgt1
Exons: 20
Coding region: 16-2631 (871 amino acids)
Cellular component (GO): NSL complex
Source: RefSeq, a predicted model, not a curated record
AAAAAAACUUUUAAUAUGUUACCAAUAAAAAAAGAACAUAUGCAAUAUUUACAUUCUUGUAAUAUUACCGUCAGGGAAUUUAAGCCGGCAAUGUCUCAGCCCCGUAAAGUAAUCCACCUACCAAAGCUCAGGAUGGUCCGUGGCCGCGCCAGUGGCAUCCGCAUCACCAAUGUGCAGACAGUCAAGCCUCCGGACCCUGAACUGGUCAAACAGCAGGAGGAGAGCAGGCUUCGGGCUCAGUUACAAAAGGAAAUUGUAUCACGAUCGCGCACCUGCAGUAACAAGAGCUAUGAGUGCUAUCUGCCGGUCGUCACAGGUCGCCAGUAUUGUGCUAGACAUAUUUUACAGGAUCCCACCGCGCCGUACAAGCAGUGCGCGCACAGCGGCGGCGGCGCGCGCUGCCCGCAGCCUGCGCCCGCGCCGCCCGCCUGCGCCGGCGCCGGCGCCGAGCCGCGCGACCACAGGGACCAAGGGCUGUGCUACCAGCACGCGCGCUCGGCGGCGGCGGUGCGCGCGCGCAGCUCGGCGCCGCCGCCGCCCGUCUCCACCACGGAGACCCUGCUGCACCAGCUCACACACUACGUCAGGAACGAGCGAACUAGAACGACAUCGUGCGCGUCGGCCGUGUCUGUGGUGAGCGAGCCUGAGGUGGACACCACCGCUCCGGAGGCUGCGGAUCCUUUCAAGCAAAUAGACGCAACAGCAGUAAACGCGUCAUACUCCACCUCCAUAAUGGAGUGUUGUAGCGCGAGCGACAGCGACGCCGACAGCCUCACGGCCGGCCCCGAGUACGAAGACGCCGUGUCAGACUAUGAGGAUAGCACUGUAGAGGACGGGCCUCUAUGGCGAGCGGGCGUGUACACAGCCGAAGAAGCAGUAUCAGAAGCCAAAAACGCGCUAGUGUCGCUACAGAGCGCCUACAUCCGCCAGAUGUCGCACCUGCGGUGUUUGUUACAAACCGCGAGGCUUAAAUACUUGCGGGAGGUCAAGGCAGAGAAGGAGUUGUACUGCAGCAUCAACGCGCAGGCCCGCAGCGGGCCGCUGACCGUCCGCGAGCGUCGGCAACUCCGCAAGCUGAAAUGCUACGCCGGCUACCACAGGAAACAUGGCCACGACGCUGUGCUCGCUAGGAAACUGCAGAGGAAGCGGGCCAAGGUAAACUUGGUAGCCAACCGUCCCGUGCCCUCGCAUGCUCGCUGCACGUUCGCCGAGGGCAGCGCACGGUGCGCUAACAACGUCGUGCCGGCCGCCAAGCACUGCCUCAAGCACAUCAUGAACGAUCGCCAUCAGGUGCUGUUCACGGCGUGCGGCGACGUGCGCGGGCUGAGCGCGUGCGCGGAGCCGGUGGCGCGGCUGCCCCUGCCGGCGGCGCAGUGCCGCCACCACACCAUGCCGCCCACCUACACUGUCUUCACGCUCAAGGUGCUGUUCACGGCGUGCGGCGACGUGCGCGGGCUGAGCGCGUGCGCGGAGCCGGUGGCGCGGCUGCCCCUGCCGGCGGCGCAGUGCCGCCACCACACCAUGCCGCCCACCUACACUGUCUUCACGCUCAAGGUGCUGUUCACGGCGUGCGGCGACGUGCGCGGGCUGAGCGCGUGCGCGGAGCCGGUGGCGCGGCUGCCCCUGCCGGCGGCGCAGUGCCGCCACCACACCAUGCCGCCCACCUACACUGUCUUCACGCUCAAGGUGCUGUUCACGGCGUGCGGCGACGUGCGCGGGCUGAGCGCGUGCGCGGAGCCGGUGGCGCGGCUGCCCCUGCCGGCGGCGCAGUGCCGCCACCACACCAUGCCGCCCACCUACACUGUCUUCACGCUCAAGGUGCUGUUCACGGCGUGCGGCGACGUGCGCGGGCUGAGCGCGUGCGCGGAGCCGGUGGCGCGGCUGCCCCUGCCGGCGGCGCAGUGCCGCCACCACACCAUGCCGCCCACCUACACUGUCUUCACGCUCAAGGUGCUGUUCACGGCGUGCGGCGACGUGCGCGGGCUGAGCGCGUGCGCGGAGCCGGUGGCGCGGCUGCCCCUGCCGGCGGCGCAGUGCCGCCACCACACCAUGCCGCCCACCUACACUGUCUUCACGCUCAAGGUGCUGUUCACGGCGUGCGGCGACGUGCGCGGGCUGAGCGCGUGCGCGGAGCCGGUGGCGCGGCUGCCCCUGCCGGCGGCGCAGUGCCGCCACCACACCAUGCCGCCCACCUACACUGUCUUCACGCUCAAGGUGCUGUUCACGGCGUGCGGCGACGUGCGCGGGCUGAGCGCGUGCGCGGAGCCGGUGGCGCGGCUGCCCCUGCCGGCGGCGCAGUGCCGCCACCACACCAUGCCGCCCACCUACACUGUCUUCACGCUCAAGGUGCUGUUCACGGCGUGCGGCGACGUGCGCGGGCUGAGCGCGUGCGCGGAGCCGGUGGCGCGGCUGCCCCUGCCGGCGGCGCAGUGCCGCCACCACACCAUGCCGCCCACCUACACUGUCUUCACGCUCAAGGUGCUGUUCACGGCGUGCGGCGACGUGCGCGGGCUGAGCGCGUGCGCGGAGCCGGUGGCGCGGCUGCCCCUGCCGGCGGCGCAGUGCCGCCACCACACCAUGCCGCCCACCUACACUGUCUUCACGCUCAAGGUAUGUAACUGUUCGAUGUGA